Messenger RNA from Oncorhynchus masou masou (cherry salmon), 608 nucleotides. RefSeq names its product cytochrome c oxidase subunit 6A, mitochondrial-like. Bases 50 to 391 code for a protein of 113 amino acids. Gene Ontology annotation, molecular function: enzyme regulator activity. The transcript is spliced from 3 exons. Lineage: Eukaryota; Metazoa; Chordata; Actinopteri; Salmoniformes; Salmonidae. The record is from RefSeq and is a predicted model, not a curated record. Gene Ontology annotation, biological process: mitochondrial electron transport, cytochrome c to oxygen. Gene Ontology annotation, cellular component: mitochondrial inner membrane.
CCUACAUCACUUCCGUUCAUCGGCUGAUCGAGUCAGAAAGACAGUGAAAAUGGCGGCUUUCGGACAAAUUUCUCAAACGCUCCUGCGGUCCUCAUUGAUCCAGACUCGUCAACUCUCUGCCACAGCAGCCCAUGGUCAUGCAGAGCAAACAGCCAGAACAUGGAAGAUCCUCUCCUUUGUGGUUGCCCUUCCGGGAGUUGCUGUGUGCAUGUUGAACAUGUACCUGAAAAUGCAGCACCAUGCUGCGCAUCAUGUGGAGCCAGAGUUUGUCCCUUACAGCCAUCUUCGCAUUCGCAGCAAGCGUUUCCCUUGGGGAGAUGGCAACAAGAGCCUGUUCCACAACCCUGAAGUGAAUGCCCUCCCUGAUGGCUAUGAGGGACGUGACGAGUGAUCUCUCCCUCAGACCACCUCACACACUGGGACCAGUCUCUUUCUUCAAUUCAUUACUGUUACUGGACCACACUCCCCAAACUGUUUACUCUUCUCUAUUCUAUUAUGUUUACCUCUGUGCACCUGCCACAAGGGACCCAAAAUCUUGGUUAUGUUUUUCUGGACCAUUUAACACCAUUUCUGCUUAAUUUAAAUAAAAAUAAAUAAUUUCAAAAAUA